Dovyalis caffra is the source of this 1408-nucleotide messenger RNA. NCBI's taxonomy places the organism in Eukaryota, Viridiplantae, Streptophyta, Magnoliopsida, Malpighiales, Salicaceae. The record is from the annotation of a GenBank genome assembly.
AUGGAUACUGAAGAAACCCAGCUUCAUCGCUGCCCAUCUGAUACCGAUCUUGAUUUCAGCUUCACAUCCACCGCCACUGACCGGACUUUCGCCUCCUCAAGUGCCCGUUCAAGUCUUGCUCGUUCUAGUCUAACUCUCAGCUUCAACGACCGCCUCUCUAACACAUCCACCACCACCACCACCACCUCCACAGCCACAGCAACAACCACCAUCACAAACCCUCUCCACCACCGUAAAUGUGACCGUCAUUGGUCAGCUCUAAAAACAGCCACCAACCUCUCCACAGAUGGCAAACUCCAUCUCCGUCACCUCAAACUCCUCCGCCAUCUUGGUACAGGAAACCUUGGCCGGGUCUUUCUCUGUCAACUUAGAGAUUGCAACAAUGCAAACUUUGCUAUGAAAGUUAUAGACAAAGAUUCUUUAACCAAGAAAAAACUAUCUCAAGUUCAGAUGGAAGGUGAGGUUCUCUCCAUGCUAGACCACCCUUUCUUGCCUACACUCUAUGCCCAUCUUGAGGUCUCUCAUUACAGCUGCCUUUUAAUUGAUUAUUGCCCUAAUGGAGACCUUCACUCUUUGCUACGUAAACAACCCGGUAACCGGUUACCGGUUCAGGCCGUUAAGUUCUUUGCCUCCGAGGUCUUGGUGGCUUUGGAGUAUUUGCAUGCCCUAGGUGUUGUUUACCGGGAUCUAAAGCCGGAGAACAUAUUAUUACGUGAAGAUGGUCAUAUAAUGUUGUCUGACUUCGAUUUGUGUUUCAAAGCUGAUGUUGUCCCCACUUUCGAUAGAAGGGUCCACAGGAAAAGAACGGCUGGGUCCAUGAGAAAAGGGGUUAACUGUUUUGGGACGGCGAACCGGAGGGGAGUAGUGGAGGAGGAAGUGGUGGAGGAGGAGUUUGUGGCGGAGCCCACUGCUGCUUUGUCUAGAUCGUGUGUUGGGACCCACGAAUACUUGGCUCCUGAGUUGUUGUCUGGAAAUGGUCACGGUAAUGGAGUUGAUUGGUGGGCUUUUGGGGUUUUAGUUUAUGAAUUAUUGUACGGAACGACACCGUUCAAGGGAGGGAGUAAAGAGCGCACCUUGCGUAAUAUAGCAUCGAGUAAGAACGUGACCUUCCAUGUGAUGGAAGGCGAGGGUAAGGCGAUGGAAGAGGCAAAGGAUUUGAUCGAGAAGUUGUUAGUCAAGGACCCGAGGCGGAGGGUAGGGUGCACCAAGGGUGCCACAGACAUCAAAAGACACCCAUUUUUUGAUGGGAUCAAGUGGCCUUUGAUAAGAAACUAUAAGCCGCCCGAGGUUCGUGGGCUUGUGGCCAGAAAAGGGAAGAGCCACCCAAGUGUUGGCAUUUCUUCUCCGAGAAGAAGUUGGUGGAGGUUGUGGAAAAAGAGUGGCGGUGGCGGUGGCCGUAGCGGUCCUA